Trachemys scripta elegans is the source of this 4272-nucleotide messenger RNA. It is a transcript of the gene ZBTB40, whose product is annotated as zinc finger and BTB domain containing 40. Gene Ontology annotation, biological process: regulation of transcription by RNA polymerase II. Lineage: Eukaryota; Metazoa; Chordata; Testudines; Emydidae. Gene Ontology annotation, molecular function: RNA polymerase II cis-regulatory region sequence-specific DNA binding; protein binding; DNA-binding transcription factor activity, RNA polymerase II-specific. Gene Ontology annotation, cellular component: nucleus. The transcript has 18 exons. The record is from RefSeq and is a predicted model, not a curated record. The coding region runs from base 177 to 3893 and encodes 1238 amino acids.
GGGAUAGCUGUGGCUUCAAGAUGGCGGCGCGCAGCUCGGGGCCCGGCACAGCCGGGGGGAGCCUGUUGUUGAAGCUUUAUUGUUCCUGCUGCUGCCGCGCCGCUCCCAAUAAAGCUGGUUCGCAUUAAAGCAGCGCGGCGGCUGGAGGAGGAAGAGGCCGGGAGACCACCGGAGCAAUGGAGCUUCCCAAUUACAGCAGGCAGUUGCUACAGCAGCUUUACUCGCUCUGCAAAGAGCAGCAGUUCUGCGACUGCACCAUCUUCAUUGGGCCUGUGCACUUCAGAGCGCACAAGCUUGUGCUGGCUGCUGCCAGCCUGCUCUUUAAGUCCUUGCUGGAUAGCACAGACACCAUCUCCAUUGAUGCGUCCGUGGUGGCUCCGGACGAGUUUGCUCUUCUGCUAGAAAUGGUGUAUACCGGCAAGCUACCGCUUGGCAAGCAUAACUUUACCAAAGUUAUCUCUGUGGCGGACAGUCUGCAGAUGUUUGAUGUGGCUGUUAGUUGCAAAAACUUUCUCAGUGACCUCAUCAGCUGCUCCACUCAGAAUCCGGUCGUGAGGGACAGCUCCAUUCAGACAGUCGAGUCCUCCAGAAAUAAUAUUGAGUCUAAUGAGCCACCCCAGGCUGAAAACCCUCCUGCUGAAGAUGCUCAGCUUUCUGAAAAGGCUUCAGCUUCUGUUGGCCCUGAAGAACCUGAAAUGGAGACAGUCACCUCCACUACAGCGCAAGAAACCGCCGUGACUCACACCUUGGGCCGUGAGGAGAUUCUGGAGGAGGAAACCCCGAUGGAUUCAAAAUCCCUCAAUGAGGAUUCAAAUGCCCAUGCUGACCACCAGUCCCCUGCCAGACAGGACAGCUGUGAGGAAGGGGAGGCUGCCAAGCCCGUGAAGGAGACAGAAACAAUUGGUGAUCUAGAAGCAGAGAGCAAAACCUGUAAGCUGGAUUUCCUGCUUCAGUACGAAGGUGUCUUCUCAGAGGCCCUUUCUGAUACCAAGACCGUGCUGAAGAGACUGGAUGAGUGCAGGGGAAUUGAAGGGUCUCAGAGAGAGAUGCUAGUGGCAUGCUUGGAAGAUGCGGAAGAACAGUCAGCGUUCAAGAGACUGCUCAGCAAAGUGAGGGACGAGCAGAGUCUGGAUGCUGAGACUGUUGUGUCUGUGCUGGAGCUGUUUCGAAACACGCAUCCCAAGAUAAAAACAGCGCUACUAGAGAGAGAGCAGGCCAGUGGAGAGACCCUGCAGCAAACAGGGAGCACAGAAGAGGGAAAGACCCUGUCUGCUCUAUUACUGGAAUACAGGGAAGAGCUGAUUCAGAGCAUAACACAGCUGAGCCCCAUCAUAGAGUUCCUCGAAUCAGGAGAGGAGGGAUUCCUGACUGGCUUGGAGAAGCGGGUGAUUCUGGAUUGCUGUGAAGGCAGCUCCCACAGGGAGGCAAUGGAGAAUCUGCUCAGGAAGGUGGUGGAAGAGAAGACCCUGAAAGCUGAGAGCUUGGUAAAACUCCUUGGGGCUGUAAAAGCAUCAUUCCCUGAUCUGCACCUUCUGCUAGACAAUUUGGUGGCAGCAGCAGUUGUGUCUGAUGGCACAGCCAGAUGGACCCCAGAGGAUUAUGGGACCCAACUGCUGAAACGAUACCAAGAAAACUUUGCAGAGCUCUUCAUGGACACGCAGAUGCUGCUGCGAGGGAUCUCAGCUGCACAAAACUUAGCUCCUGGAGAAAGGGAGGUAAUGGAACAGAUUGUGAAGAGGGAGACUGGCUCGAGGGGUUUCAGCUCACUGGUAUCUGCAGCACUGGAAGAACAAACUGUGUCGGUGACUGCCGUUUGGCAGCUGCUACUGGCAGCGCGAGAGGCAGAGCUUCCGCUGAACCUGCUCAUUGAGGAAAUCCGGAAGGAACCCGAUGCAGAGUUUUUCUUCCAAACAGUGGCCACCAGUGAAAGCACAGCCAUCGAGAUAAUACUGCGACACAGCAAGCUGAUCUCGGAGGCCAUCAAGCAGAGAGCUGGACUGGAGGGCUUGGCUCCGGGAGAAGUGGGCCUCACAGAGGCGGUGAAAGAGCUACUGAGUAUUUCUUCUCAGAAGGAGAGUUCAGAGGCCUCCUUGAAAGCAGCUCUGAGCACUGCACAGGAGAAGUCUGUACCUGCCAUCAAGAUCUGUCAGCUGUUAUGCACUGUUCAUGAGUCUUUCCCCGGCCUACAGCCAGUGAUGCAGGAGCUGGGGCAUGUGGGGCUCCUGACCGAGGGAAGUGGGGAGAAGGCUGGAAUCAGGAAGUGGAAGGUGAACAGUGAAUCCCAGAUUGAAGCUAUGGACAAGGAGGAGGAGAAGGCUGGGGGCGCAAGCGCCAAGGAGCAGAAGGAGCCCCAAGAGAAAGCUCCCGCCAAGAAGAACUUUGUCUGCAAGGCCUGUGAUAAGAGCUUCCAUUUCUACUGCCGUCUGAAGGUGCACAUGAAGCGGUGUCGCGUGGCCAAGGGGAAGCAAGUGCAGUGUAAAGAGUGCAGUGAGAUCAAGACCUCCAAGAAGGAGCUGGAAAAGCAUCAGCUGGAGGCCCACGGAGGGCCUGGAGCUGCAGGGACAGCCAAAAAGAAGAAGAAGCGGCUCCCAGUGACAUGUGACAUCUGUGGAAGAGAAUUUGCACAUGCCUCAGGAAUGCAGUACCAUAAGCUGACGGAGCACUUUGAUGAGAAGCCCUUCUCCUGCGAAGAAUGUGGUGCCAAGUUUGCAGCCAACUCCACCCUGAAGAACCAUCUGCGGCUGCACACCGGAGACCGCCCCUUCAUGUGCAAGCACUGCCUCAUGACCUUCACACAGGCCUCCGCCCUGGCCUAUCACACGAAGAAGAAGCACUCUGAGGGGAAGAUGUACGCCUGCCAGUACUGUGAUGCGGUAUUCGCCCAGUCCAUUGAGCUGUCUCGUCAUGUGAGGACUCACACCGGAGAUAAGCCAUAUGUCUGCAGGGAGUGUGGGAAAGGAUUCAGGCAGGCCAAUGGGCUCUCCAUCCAUCUGCGCACCUUCCACAAUAUUGAGGAUCCGUAUGAUUGCAAGAAAUGUCGGAUGAGCUUCCCCACCCUGCAGGAGCAUCGUAAGCACAUUCACGAGGUCCACUCCAGGGAGUACCAUCCUUGCACUACCUGUGGAAAAGUCUUCAGUGCUCCAUCCCUCCUGGAGCGCCACAUGGUGACCCAUGUUGGAGGGAAGCCGUUCAGCUGUGAGAUUUGUGACAAAGCCUAUCAGCAAUUGUCAGGGUUAUGGUAUCACAACCGCACCCAUCACCCUGAUGUCUUUGCAGCUCAGAAUCACCGCUCGUCCAAGUUCUCCUCCCUGCAGUGCAGUUCCUGUGACAAAACCUUCUCCAGCACUACUGCUCACAAGAGGCACGUCAAGGCAGAACAUGCGGAUGUGAAGUUUCACGAGUGUGAGAAGUGUAAGGAGCUCUUCCCCACGCUGGCUCUGCUGCAGGUCCAUGCCAAGUGCAGGCACUCAGGGACCCAACCAUUUCGCUGCUUGUACUGCGCGGCCUCCUUCCGCUUCCCGGGGGCCCUGCAGCACCAUGUCACCACCGAGCACUUUAAGCAGAUCGAGAGCACCUUCACCUGUGGGCUGUGUGGGGAGCUUUUCACUACUCGGGAGCAGCUGCAGAGUCACUACAGCGCUGAGCACCCAAAGGUGACGUUCACGGAAUGCCAGGCCACCGCUGCCCAGCUUGUGCAGGUGAUUCAGACAUCGGAGCAAGGAGAAGCAGCCGAGCAGAUGAUCACCUUGGACGAAGCCCAGCUUGCUGGCUCCCAAGUCUUUGUGACGUUGCCAGAUCCCCAAGCUAACCAAGCUGGCUCGGAGCUGGUGGCGGUGACUAUGGAGGACUUGUUUGAUGACAAAGUAACUCUGAUUUGUGAAGAGGCUAAGUGAGGCGUGGCUGAGAGCACUUGGAAGGGAAGCCACCGGGCUGGCUCGUCGGCUGUACGUGCCGAGGUGUGCUGCUCUGGCAGUGAGAUUGGGUUUUUUCCAGCAAAAAAACUGCCAGUGUGAGACUGGAAAAAGAAGUGACACACUGCAGGCACAGCACAUCUGAACGUGAGAGAUUGGCAGUACUCACUCUGCUUGGAAGUCAUGGAUCCAAGAUGGCGUCCUUCCCUAGCAGGGGCGGUGGGCAGCAGCUUUUGGUUCUGAGGGAGCGGGCCACAUGUCCCUUCCAGCCCAAGGAAAAUGGUUUGAGUCAUAGGAAAAGAGAGAGAUGGAGCACAGCUAAGCAAGGGGUCAGGGGGGAAACAGAAGAGUGAGACGGAGG